AUGGGAUCUGAUGUAAGUAAAAUACACCACAUUUGAAUCAAUAUAAUUUAUUAUAUAUACGUAAUAAAAAUCAAUGGAUGUAUGUUAAAUGAGACUUUCAUAUUUGUAAUAUAGGAACCAGAACAGUACAGAAAAUUAUUCAUCGGUGGUUUAAAUUAUACAACCACUAAUGAUUCACUUAAAGAAUUUUUUGAACAAUGGGGUGAAAUAGUUGAUGUUGUUGUCAUGAAAGAUCCCCAAACUAAAAGGUUUAAUAAAUUUGUUUACUAGCAUUAUUAAUUAUGAUUAACCUGUUUAUGUGUUAAAAUUUAGAUCUCGAGGUUUUGGAUUUAUUACUUAUUCACAAUCAUCUAUGGUCGAUCAAGCCAUGUUAAAUAGACCUCAUAAAAUAGAUGGCCGUGAAGUGGAGACAAAGCGGGCUGUUCCUCGUGAUGUAUGAAUAUAUUAUAUUCAGUAUUAUAACUUUAUAAAGAUACCUUAUUAAAAAUAAGAUUAAACCUCUCUGAUAACGAAAACCUGUUCACACACUUCCCCACUAAUUGCACUCGCUCCCUUUGAUGGUACUUGUAUUGAGAAUUAAAGACAUUUAUAGGAGGCGUUUAAACAAAUACUUAGUUGACUACCUUCAGUAAUUCAAUCUGCAUGCUUGAAUCGGAUCUAUCUUAUUUUGAAUAGAAUGGUAGAUAUUAUGAACUUAUAGUAUCAACCCAUGUUGUUUUGUUUGGUUUAAAAAUCUAACCAAUUUUGUUCAAAAUUGUUGGCAAAAUAUUCAGUAGUAUUUUUUUUUUUUUAAAUUUAUUUUUGAGUAGUAAUGUGUAUUCAUCAAAUUAUGCCAUUGAAACAUUAAAUUAUUUUUCUUUGCAAUUUCACAGUUUUGCAUUUAUUUUAUGGUAUAGGCUCAAAGAAUAAUUUCUAUAAUUUAUCUGUAUGUUUGUUUCACACAUAAGAUGGAAUCACCAUCUAUGGCCAUCUUCAGAAUUUUGUACACAGUUAUUGAAAUCAAUUGAAAAUUCAAUGAUGUAUACUUAACAGCUAACCCAACACUUUGUUAAUAUUUCUUAGCCUUAUGAAAAAUACUAUCUAUUGGAUAAUUUUUACUUUUUAAGAUGUAAUUUUCACUUUUUAUGUUAUCUAUGUUUGUUAUAAUUGAUACAAACCAGUGCAUAAAUUAAUAUAACCAUGUGAAAUAUGAUUUUACAAAGUUUUACUAUUAAAUAUAAAUAAGAGGCCAGUUGGAAUACUAACCAUCCCAAAUUAAGUAUAAAAUAAGGUAUUAUAUAUUUUCUGAUAAAUAUUAUUUAUUACUAUGGGUUCUAAAAAUUAUUUUAUAUUUUUAUUUCUAAAUUGUUAAAAAAAGAAACUUACAUCUCUUGAUUAAAAAAAUAUGCAAUAUUUUUUGCCAUAUACUUAGCUAAAGUUCCAAUUUGUAGAAAUGAAAAAUUUGUUAAAUUAUGUUUGAGAAAGUGAUAACAAAUAUUAGUGAUGAACCAUCUUAACAUGUACACUUUAGUGUGUAAUUUCUCUUGAUAAAUAAAAUAGUUCUUUAAUUUUAAGCCACUGGAAAAAAAGAACCUUAUACACAUCUCUCCUUCACAUCAUCUAUAUAGUGAUCAAUGGAAACCUUUAAAAUUCCUUAUUUUUAGAAAAACCCAUAUUUGUGUAGUUUUAUAACUCAAUAAUAAACAAUUUGUAAUUUGUGAAGGUGUAACAGUUUGAAACUGCAUACUAUAAAAUUGUAAUAUCUAUUUUUUUUCUUUGUGUUAAUAGGAUAUUGAUAAACCUGAUAUUGCAGCCACUGUAAAAAAAAUGUUUGUUUCUGGUAUUAAAGAACAAUCAGAAAAUGAUCUUGUAGAAUAUUUUGGAAAAUUUGGUAACAUUACUAAUGUCACAAUCGUAACCGAUAAAGAUUCUGGCCAAAGGAAAGGAUUUGGAUUCAUUGAAUAUGAUGACACAGAUUCAGUGGACAAAGCUGUUUGUUAGUAACCUUAAUUAUUUUUAAAAUUCAACUUAACUAAAUUAUAUGAAUUAUUUUAUCAUAGUAAUCAAAAGUCACCAAGUUGCUGGAGGAAAAUUAGAUGUGAAAAAAGCUAUUAGCCGCAGUGAUGGCGGUGGUGGAGGCCGUGGUGGACGAGGUGGUAGAGGUGGUGGUGGUGGUGGAGGUGGAAACAGAAAUAAUUGGGGUGGAAAUCCACGAAAUGAACAAUGGGGUGGACACCAUAAUAGUAAGUAUAUAGUAUAAUACUAAUUAUCUGAGUGUCUUUACAUUAUUUUGUAUUUACAAUUUAAUUUUGGAUCAAUUUAAUCCAGAGAGAUAGAAUUUUUGUAUAAUUUGUUAAUUCAAUAAUAUUUUGAAAAUAUAAUAUUAUGUUUUUAGGAUCAAAUGGCAGUGGUGGCUAUGGAAAUCCUGGAAUGGGAGGUUAUGGCUCUGGAGGUGGAUAUGGUGGUAAUGCUGGUGGAUACAAUUCUAAUGCUGGUGGAGGAGCAUGGCAAGGCAGUGGAACUCCUCAAGGUUGGGGUAACAAUAAUCCAGCAUGGGGUAGUCAAGGAGGUGGUGGAGAUGGCUGGGGAAAUUCACAACAACCAAGUGUGUUGAUAUAUUUUGUAUACAAUUUACCAACAAUAAUAUUAGCACUAUUGGAUUUUAAUAAUUAAUUCAUUUUUUUUUUUUAAUGUACUCUGCAUAGGUACAAAUUUAAAUCUUCUAAUUUUUGUUAAUAAUCAAUAUUAGGUAACAAUUGGGGCGGACCAAAUCAGAGUUAUGGUGGUGGCGGUGGUGGUCCAAUGAGGUCAAAUUAUUCCUCUAAUCGUACCACACCUUAUGGAAACCCAGGUAGUUGUAUUUAUUAUAUUUAUAUUUUUAUAUUAAUGGUUAGAACAUUAAUUUAACAUCAAUUUAAUUUGCAUAUUUUUAUUUUCAGGAACUGGUAAUGUGAAUGCUGGUAAUGCUGGUGGUGGUGGUGGCUAUGGUCAAAACCCUGGUCGAAGAUACUAA
Molecule: messenger RNA, 2992 nt
Organism: Cinara cedri
Lineage: Eukaryota; Metazoa; Arthropoda; Insecta; Hemiptera; Aphididae
Source: the annotation of a GenBank genome assembly